CGGGGCCGGACGGAUGCCCCCCCCUUGCUCCACCAAUAGCCUUGUCUAUCGCCAUAUCUUCUCGCGAUCGCUACCCCGACCCCUCGGACGUCGUGCCCCGCGCCUGUGCUUGCGCCUCGAGUCCUUUAUUGUCGUCUUCUACCAUAGUUCCCUAAUUCUUCGUAACUUAUCGGGUUACAGCUACACACACGAUGGCUACAGAAAAGCCGUCGGUACUCAUCAUCGGUGGGCUGGGCUAUAUCGGUCGUUUCCUAGCCCGAUACAUACACGAGAGCGACCUCGCAUCUGAGAUUCGCCUUGUAGACAAAGUAUUACCGCAAUUGGCCUGGCUACCGCCAGAGUUCGAAACAGCAUGCUCUGCGGAUAGAUUUAUGCAGGCGGAUGCGAGUAAAGAGCAAGCGCUAGCGCGAAUAUUCGACCGAACUGACGGAAAAGAAUGGGAUUAUGUUUUCAACUGUGGCGGCGAGACGAGAUAUUCUCAGGAGGAUGAAGUAUAUAAAGUGCGAUCUCUCGGCCUGUCAUUAGCAGUUGGCAACGAAGCAGCGAAACGGAAAGUGAAGUGCUUCGUGGAGUUGAGCACAGGCAUGGUAUAUAAGCCAACCUCGUCGCCGAGCAAAGAAAGCGAUAAACUCAAGCCUUGGAGCAAGAUAGCCGUCUUCAAGCUCCAGGCAGAAGAGGAGCUAGCCAAGAUUGAAGGUUUGAAUCUCGUUAUCGUGCGCCUACCCCAUGUGUAUGGUCCGUAUGCGUCUCAGUGGGUGGCAACGGCAUUAUGCAUGGCGCGUGUCUAUCAAGCGCUCGGUGAAGAGCUGAAGUUCUUAUGGACCAAAGACUUACGCACAAACACAGCCCACAUUGAUGAUGUUACACGGGCUCUGUGGGAUGUUGCCGUUUGGUAUGACGCGGGCAAGGCCAAAUGGGAUGAGAAGGAAAUGGGCAAGACGCCGAUAUUUAAUAUCGUGGAUAAGGGUGCGACUACUCAAGGCAUAGUUGCUGACAUCAUCGGGGAGGUGUUUGGGAUCGAAACGGGAUUUCAAGGCCAAUUACUGAGUAACCUCGCUCGGCUCAACAUGGACACCGUUGUGGACGAUGUGAAUGAUGAUGUUCUUGGGCCUUGGGCAGACCUCCUCGCCGACGCUGGAAUAACGAGACCGGGCCCGUUAACUCCGUUUAUGGAAAAGGAGUUGUUGAAGGAUACGGACCUCAGCAUGGAUGGCGGGCGACUUGAGACGGUACUUGGGUUUCAAUACCAAAAGCCAGUUAUCACCAAGGAGCUAGUCGAGGAGGUGAUUGAGAGCUACAAAAAGAUGAAGUGGUGGCCUUGAUCUGGACGUGGCGGUUGUUCGCGUCGCGAAAAAAAAAAACAAUAUGCCCCAAGGCGUUGAGUGUCAGGGGCGAGUACUUAGUAUGUAUAAAGCAACCCAAGGGUGACGGCAACUUCGCAUGAUUCCAAGCCUAGGAGGGAAGUACUGGUUGCCAGCGAUGACUCCAUGAUAACGGGUCGAUGAUGGAUUUGGACCGCAGGCGAUGGUGGGCUAUCGUCUUUAGAAAAAUUCCGGAGUAUCAGCAGUAGGCGGUGACAUUGUAUGAGUAGGAUAUCCCCCUUUUUUUUUACCCUUUCGUCCAGACGCACUCAUGUACAAAAUUGCGGGUGUCUAGGAAGCCUUUGUUCGGUGCCUGGGACCUAA
Hypoxylon fragiforme is the source of this 1685-nucleotide messenger RNA. RefSeq lists its product as uncharacterized. The transcript has 4 exons. Bases 192 to 1322 code for a protein of 376 amino acids. The record is from RefSeq and is a predicted model, not a curated record. NCBI's taxonomy places the organism in Eukaryota, Fungi, Ascomycota, Sordariomycetes, Xylariales, Hypoxylaceae.